CCCGGGCUGUGGCACGUGUGGCCGGGCGCUCCUCCCGCAGAGGCCAAAUAUUUCACCCCUAAAUUACAGCUCCGGAGAUGAGGUCGAGGCCGCGGCGGUUUCGGCGCAGCCAUCUGUCGGAGGCGAAAUUGCGUAGCCCCGGGGACGCCCACCGUGUUCCUGCCCGCAGCCCCCACGCUGAGGGGGGCUCGGGGGGGCGCCCACCCCGCCGGGCAGGAGGAUCCAGGCAGCGGCGGGGGACGGCUCCCGGACCCCUCCUCGGCGCAGCGGGGUCCGCUCAGGUGCUGAAGAGGCGGCGGCCGCCCGGCCCCACGAUGCCGUCCAGCGGGAGCCUGGACGCCGGCAGCCCCGCGCCCAGCCGCGAGGCGCUCGACACGCACAAGGGGGAAGAGGAGCCCGAGGAGAACCCGAGCAAGGAGGAGAAGCAGGAGCCGGGGACGCCCAUGAGGAAAGCCGGGCGGCCCGGGCGGAAGCGCAAGCAUGCCCAGCAGGCGGAAAGCAGCGACACCCCCAAAGACACCGCGGCCGUCCCCAAGUGCCCCCCGCCGUGCCCGGAGGCCAGUCCCGCCGAGCCGCUGCCCAACGGGGACGUGGAGGGCGACGCGGAGGAGGCCGGGGCCAGCCCCAAGGGCGGCCGGCCCGAGGAGGACGAGACGGAGAGCCUGGCGGACGGAGAGACGGGCCGGGCGCUGGAGAACGGCCGCUGCACCCCCAAGGAGGGCCUGGACGCCCCGGGCGAUGAGGGUGAGCUGGCCCCUUCCGACCCCCAGAAGAAACGCGGGAGGAGGAAACUCCUGGAGGCCACAGAGAAAAGCAAGGACGAGAAGGAGGAAAACAACUUCGACACGCUGAAAAUGGAGGGCUCGCGCGGGCGGCUCCGCGGCGGGCUGGGCUGGGAGUCGAGCCUGCGGCAGCGGCCGAUGCAGCGGCACACCUUCCAGGCCGGGGACCCCUACUACAUCAGCAAGAGGAAGCGGGACGAGUGGCUGGCACGCUGGAAGCGGGAGGCGGAGAAGAAGGCCAAGGUGAUCGCCGUGAUGAACGUGGUGGAGGAGCCGGCGCGGGCCGAGGCGCAGAAGGAGGAGGAGGCCAGCCCGCCGCCCGGGCCGCAGCAGCCCACCGACCCCGCCUCGCCCAGCGUGGCCACCACGCCCGAGCCCGCCGUGGCCGAGGCGGGCGACAAGAACGCCUCCAAGUCGGCCGACGACGAGCCCGAGUACGAGGACGGGCGCGGCUUCGGCAUCGGCGAGCUGGUGUGGGGCAAGCUGCGCGGCUUCUCCUGGUGGCCCGGCCGCAUCGUGUCCUGGUGGAUGACCGGCCGCAGCCGCGCCGCCGAGGGCACCCGCUGGGUCAUGUGGUUCGGCGACGGCAAGUUCUCGGUGGUGUGCGUGGAGAAGCUGCUGCCCCUGAGCUCCUUCGCCAGCGCCUUCCACCAGGCCACCUACAACAAGCAGCCCAUGUACCGCAAGGCCAUCUACGAGGUGCUGCAGGUGGCCAGCAGCCGGGCCGGGAAGAUCUUCCCCGCGUGCCCCGAGAACGACGAGACGGACACGUCCAAGGUGGUGGAGAUCCAGAACAAGCAGAUGAUCGAGUGGGCCCUGGGCGGCUUCCAGCCCUCGGGCCCCAAGGGGCUGGAGCCCCCCGAAGAGGAGCGCAACCCCUACAAAGAAGUUUACACGGAGAUGUGGGUGGAACCCGAAGCAGCCGCCUACGCACCGCCCCCACCCGCCAAAAAACCCCGGAAAAGCACAACCCAGGAGAAGCCCAAGGUCAAGGAGAUCAUCGACGAGCGCACCCGAGAGCGGCUGGUCUACGAGGUGCGGCAGAAGUGCAGGAACAUCGAGGACAUCUGCAUCUCCUGCGGGAGCCUCAACGUGACCCUGGAGCACCCUCUGUUCAUCGGGGGGAUGUGCCAAAACUGCAAGAACUGCUUCCUGGAGUGCGCGUACCAGUACGACGACGACGGCUACCAGUCCUACUGCACCAUCUGCUGCGGUGGCCGCGAGGUCCUCAUGUGUGGCAACAACAACUGCUGCAGGUGCUUCUGCGUGGAGUGCGUGGACCUGCUGGUGGGCCCGGGGGCGGCGCAGGCGGCCAUCAAGGAGGACCCCUGGAACUGCUACAUGUGCGGCCACAAGGGCGUCUACGGGCUGCUGCGGCGGCGGGAGGACUGGCCCUCGCGCCUCCAGAUGUUCUUCGCCAACAACCACGACCAGGAGUUUGACCCCCCCAAGGUGUACCCGCCGGUGCCCGCUGAGAAGAGGAAGCCCAUCCGGGUGCUGUCGCUCUUCGAUGGCAUCGCCACAGGCUUGCUGGUGCUGAAGGACCUGGGCAUCCAGGUGGACAGGUACAUCGCCUCCGAGGUGUGCGAGGACUCCAUCACCGUGGGCAUGGUGAGGCACCAGGGCAAGAUCAUGUACGUCGGGGACGUCCGCAACGUCACCCAGAAACACAUUCAGGAGUGGGGCCCCUUUGAUCUGGUCAUUGGGGGGAGCCCCUGCAACGACCUGUCCAUCGUCAACCCGGCCAGGAAGGGUCUCUACGAGGGCACCGGGCGCCUCUUCUUUGAGUUCUACCGCCUGCUGCACGAAGCCCGGCCCAAGGAGGGCGACGACCGGCCCUUCUUCUGGCUCUUUGAGAACGUGGUGGCCAUGGGCGUGAGCGACAAGAGGGACAUCUCGCGCUUCCUGGAGUCCAAUCCCGUCAUGAUCGAUGCCAAAGAAGUGUCCGCAGCGCACCGGGCACGGUACUUCUGGGGGAACCUGCCCGGCAUGAACAGGCCACUCGCGUCCACCGUCAACGAUAAGCUGGAGCUGCAGGAGUGCCUGGAGCACGGCAGGAUAGCAAAGUUCAGCAAAGUGCGAACCAUCACCACUCGCUCCAACUCCAUCAAGCAGGGCAAGGACCAGCACUUCCCCGUGUUCAUGAACGAGAAGGAGGACAUCCUGUGGUGCACGGAGAUGGAGAGGGUGUUUGGCUUCCCCGUGCACUACACGGACGUGUCCAACAUGAGCCGCCUGGCCCGGCAGAGACUGCUCGGCAGGUCCUGGAGCGUGCCGGUGAUCCGCCACCUCUUCGCGCCCCUGAAGGAAUACUUCGCCUGCGUUUAGGGAUGGGCAGGGACUGGUCACACGGAGCGAGUCGGAAACAAACCCAUCCACGCCAAGAGAAGUGAACACACAGAAUGAGAGAAGAGUCAGCACCCAGAAGAGAGACGGGAUUUCGCAGCCCGACGGGAACCCAGCACACGUCUCCCCGAGCGAAAGGGGUCGGUGUCCUCUCCGGAAUUUCCCAGGAUCAGCUUUAGCUAUUUAAAAACAAACAAAAACCACAAGAAGCAAACAAAAACGAAGACGGCGAAAGCAAACAACCGACAACAAAACGGAAGAAAAAAAAAAAAAAGAAAAAGAAAAGAAAACCAAAACCUUUUUUUUUUUUUUUUUUUUUGGGUAACCUUUUAAUUUUCCGCUCUUUUCUGGCUGGGUUUUCCUGUCGGUUUGGUUUCCACUUCUCGGAGCAGCGGGCGAGACGAGAUGCCGUCGCCAGCGCCGCUCUCGGAGAGGGGGAAACGGCAGCGGGAAAGCCCAGCGGGGAGGGAGGCGGAGGCAAAGGAGACCCGCUCUGCUCCGAGACCCGCUCCGAGACCGCUCCGAGACCGCUCCGCUCCGUCCGCGCCAGCGCCUGGCCGGCCCGGCCCCGGCCCCGGCCGCGCUCGGCGGCUCCAGCGCCCGGCGGCUGAGCCUCGCUCUGUUCCACCAGCACCGCUCUCCGGUGACAUGGAGCCAGCCCGGCAGGGAGGCCGGGAACACACACACCACACACACACCUUUUCUACAGUAUUUUGGGUGCCUACCAUACGGAAACCUUGAAGAGAGCAGAUCCUAGAAGCCGCUGUUACCUCUUGUUUACAGUUUAUAUAUAUAUGAUAGAUAUGAGAUAUAGAUAUAUAUAUAUAUAAAAGGUACUGUUACUACUGUACAACCUGACUUCAUAAUGGUGCUUUACACAGCGGGGUGAGUCGAGACAUCAGCUUCCACGUUGCCUUACGUGCCGGGCCUUUCCGAGCGAGCGGCAGGGCCGGGGCGGCCGGGCGGAAGCGUCUCCAUCCCGAGUCAUGCAAUAACCUUUUUCUGUCCCGAACGGAAGCGCCUCGGCGGUGCCCCCCUGCCCCGCCGGCGCCACCCCACAGCGUACUGGUGCUCUUCUGCGUACGUGGUGUCCGGCAGGGCCCGUGCCGGGUGUCCCCCGGCCGUGCCCCUCGCCGCGGGCGCUGCCCGCCGGGGCGGCGUGGGGCACCGGGCUCUGGCCGAGGGCGGCGGCGGGGACGCCGGCAGGGCAGGGGGGACAGAGCGGUGCCGGAGCGCGGCCGGGGCGUUUCCGGCAUGGCACGGGGAUGGCCGCGGGUCCCGGACCCUGGUGCUACAUCCGCGGGGCCGGGCCGGCGGCAGGAGGGCGAUGCCCCGGAGAGCCCGGACGGGACCCCGGCGGCGUCGCCGCGGCCGCCGGGCCAUCGCUCUCCUGCCCGCGCGUGGUUCGGAGCGAGCGUGUCCCCUCGGUGCCACGCGCCCCGCCGGGGGUGACGGGGCACCGCGGCGGCGGCGGCAGUGGCCCCGGCCGCAGGGGCCGGGAGCCGCGGUGUGAGCAGAGCGCGGGCAGGUGCUGGCAGUGCGGUGGAUGGUGCUACUGCUCCGGCGGCCGCGGUGCCGCGGGUCCGGCCCCGGCGGGGCAGGGACCGGUGCUAGGGCGCGGGGAGGCUCCCGGGGGCCCGGGCCCGUCGCUGUCUCUUCUCUAACUGUGAAAGGUGCGGGCUCCGGGGCCGCGCUCGCUGCGGGGUGCUGGCUAAUGGCAGCGAGCCGCGGCCCGCGCGCUCCGAGGUGCUGGGACCGACGGCGGCGGGGCCCCCGCCUCCCCUCCCUCCUGGUGCUACCGGGGGCUUGGGGGCCCCUCUGGGUGCGGGGGGCACGGGGAGCUGAGCUGGCGCAGGCGGCCGCGCCGGGGGCACCGCGGGGCUUGGCUUUGCCGGGGAGUGAAGGUGGCGAGGCAGGAGGGCGCUGGCCCCGGGCUCUGGGCUCCUGCUCGCUCCCGGGGCCAGAUGGCACAGGAUGGCACAGGAUGGCACAGGACCGCUGCACCGGGCACAGGUCCUGCCUGCCUGCUGCUGUCUGAGCCCACACGGCCCCACGAGCCCGUGUGUGGGGCUGGCGUGGCCCUGGGCAUCCUCUGUGGGGCACGGUGGGCACUGCGGGUCCUGCAUGGCCCUGCAGCGCUGCUGCAGGUCCUGCAUGGCUCCGUGCCCCUGGCUGUGGGUCCUGCAUGGAUCCACUGCGCUGGCUGUGGGUCCUGCACAGCCCCACAGAGCUGGGUGCCAGCGCUGCAUGGCCCUGCAGCGCUGAUUGCAGGCCCUGCAGCGCUGAUUGCAGAUCCUGCGUGGCCCUGUGGCGCUGGGUGCUGAUCCUGCACGGUCUUGAGGUGCUGGGUGCUGGUCCUGCACGGCCCUGCAACGUUGUUGGCAGGUCCUGCAGGGCUCUGCGGCACUGGGUGCUGACCCUGCACGGUCCUGCAGCUCCAGGUGCUGGUCCUGCACAACGCCGUGGCUCUGGGUGCUGACCCCGCGUGGCCCUGCAGCUCCGGGUGCCGGUGCUGCCCCAUCCUGUGGCGCUCUCGGGCGGGUUCUGCACGGCCACGCGCCGGGUUUGGGGGUCCCGGCGGACCCCCGGGGCCGCCCCGGCUCAGCCCAGCCCUGCAGCGCUCCCUGGGACCCCCCUGGCCCUGCUGCACCUUUGGGGGGCCGGGUCCCAGCGGGUGCUGCGGCGCGGGGGCCGGCGCGGCGCGGCGCUGGCACGGCCCAGCCGGUGCCGGUGCCGGUGCCCCGGCGCCGGUGGGAAGCAGGUUCCUGCUGGGAACAGGUGCCGGCGGCGGGGGGGGGGACCGUGGGGAUGCCUGGGGCAAGAGUUCAGUUUUUAACGUACCCGACUCACGUCUUUUUUUAACAAAACAACCAGACAAAUUCUGUUGCACAGCCCUAGAUGAAAACUCAAAACAACACAGCAAGGCCUGAAUUCCUUAAGAUCCGCCGAGGGAGUGGGGACAAACACGGUGCUAAAACAUUUUAUUAAAAAUAUAUAUUGUUAAAUUAAGUCUGCUGUCUGGACAAUGACUGUUUUGUUUCUCGUAGUGGAGUUUCAAAGAGCACUAUUAUUUUACUCUUAUAUAUUAUUAUUAAAAAAAAAAAACAAAAAAGAAAAAGGCAUUUUAACUUUGUACUUGAAAACUAAAUGAGAGAUUUCCUGUGUUUUAGCCUAGUCAUUGAAGUAGCUGACGCUUAACUAUUUGUGAGAAUCAUGUACUCAUCAUCCCGAGGAAUACGCGCGUAGAGCUGGUACCCUCCUUCCUCCCUUUGAUUUGGCUCCGCCGCCACAUUCCCGGCGCCGCCGCGGCCGCCCCGGCUGCUCUCCCUCCCCUUUUCCCGCCCCGACCCCCCCCCCGGUUUAUUUUCUACUUCUCUCUCGGUUCGUUGCCCCUGUUUUUUUGUUGGUUUGUUUUUUUAGGGUCGCUUCUCUAUUUAUUGCCGCUGAACUGUGCAUUUCACGGCCGGAGGUGCCGCGGGCGCCCGGCGCUGUUGUAUCUGUGUGAGUAUUGCUCGUGACAUAGCUGUUCUGAACUAAUAAAGGUCAAUGCGUGCAGCAGAUGUAGAAAGUCUGUCCGUCCCGCUUCCAUCCCAUCCUCCUUUUCUUUUUCUUUGGUGCCCAGAAGAGUAUAAUACAGACGAGCUCCUUUCUAAUGUACUUGUGCUGGAGAACACUUGAAUAAAUGUCCUGUUUUGUGCAAAAAAAAAAAAAGAGAAAAAAAGAGGAAAAAAAAAAAA
Molecule: messenger RNA, 6865 nt
Organism: Vidua macroura (Pin-tailed whydah)
Lineage: Eukaryota; Metazoa; Chordata; Aves; Passeriformes; Viduidae
Gene: DNMT3A
Product: DNA methyltransferase 3 alpha
Exons: 23
Coding region: 78-3110 (1010 amino acids)
Biological process (GO): negative regulation of DNA-templated transcription
Cellular component (GO): nucleus; cytoplasm
Molecular function (GO): DNA (cytosine-5-)-methyltransferase activity
Source: RefSeq, a predicted model, not a curated record